AUGGGGUACAAAACUCUGUUCUUUGGAUUAUCUUGUAUCCUUUUUGCUCAUUAUAUUUAUAUGCCCAUACCAGAAAACAUUGAAGAACCCUGGAAAGUGAGAAUGAUAGAUGCUGUUAUAAAAAUAACAUCACUUCUGGCCACAUUAUUUGAAAACAUGGGUCUUAUGAAAUUUGAAGAUCUUUUCAUCAUACUAAUGCGUAUUCAAAAUACAGAGCCAGUUUCAGAUGAAAACAUUACAGUGAUUGACACAGAUUUCAGUGACAUUCCUGUUCGUCUGUAUUUGCCAAAAAGGAAGUCUGAAAGACAGAGACCAGCUGUAAUUUACAUUCAUGGUGGUGCCUUUGUCACAGGCAGCUUCAAGAUGCUGCCCUAUGAUUCCAUAAACCGAUACACAGCCAACAAACUUGAUGCUGUCGUUGUGGCACCAGACUACAGGCUUGCUCCUAAGUAUCCAUUCCCAGCUGCCCUUGAAGACUGUGUUCUUGUGAUCAAGUUCUUUCUCCAGGACAAAGUUCUUGAAAAAUAUGGAGUGGAUCCUUCUCGCAUCUGUAUUUCAGGAGACAGUUCUGGGGGUACCUUGGUAGCAGCAGUGACUCAAGAGCUACAGGAUGACCCAGAAUACAAAAACAAAAUAAAGGCACAAAUCUUGUUAUACCCUGGACUACAGGCAAUUGAUACCUCGAUGCCAUCUUAUCGAGAGAAUGAACAUGGUCCCUUUCUGUCAAGGAAGGUAGCAAUUAAGGUGACAUACCUAUAUUUAGCAGAAGAUGAAGAACUGGUAAACGCAAUACUGAGAAAUGAACACAUGCCUGAAGAAUCAAGACAUCUGUUCAAGUUUGUUAAUUGGAGUGACUUACUUCCUGAAAAGUAUAAAAAGAACCAUGUUUACACUGAGCCUGUCCUUGGAAAAUUGAAUGCUUCUUAUCCAGCAUUUAUGAAUAGUAAAGCAACACCUUUGCUAGUCAGUGACUCCCAGUUACAGAUAUUGCCAUUAACUUACAUCCUCACAUGUGAACAUGACAUCCUAAGAGAUGAUGGACUUAUUUAUGUCACCCGACUCAGAAAUGCUGGAGUUCCAGUGACACAUGACCACAUAGAGGAUGGAAUACAUGGAGCCUUGUCAUUAGCCACAGCACCUAUUUAUUUACGUUUAGGUUUGAGAAUAAGAGAUAAGUAUCUAAGUUGGUUAGAAGAAAAUCUAUAA
This is a messenger RNA of Peromyscus maniculatus bairdii (prairie deer mouse), 1206 nucleotides long. Its product is annotated as arylacetamide deacetylase-like 2. Gene Ontology annotation, cellular component: membrane. NCBI's taxonomy places the organism in Eukaryota, Metazoa, Chordata, Mammalia, Rodentia, Cricetidae. Gene Ontology annotation, molecular function: carboxylic ester hydrolase activity. The record is from RefSeq and is a predicted model, not a curated record.